CACCCAAUCGACAAAACCCGUCAGGCGACGACGCAGGGGGUUCAUUGGCGAAGUGAUGGAAAAACGACAAGACCGCGUCCAUAUUUCUCUCCAUUUUAACAGAGCUACAGUGUGAAGAACCCAGUGUGAAGUGUGAUAAAGCCACAGUGAUGGAGAAUAACCCCACUGGUUGCCAUGGUGCCCAGCACAAAUCCAUCUCAGUUUGUGUGCCUGUGCAGACUGAAGGGAAUUAAAAACACAAGCACUCUGAUGGGGUUAGGUGCAAGCCCUGUUCUUAGCAAAUUCAACAACGUCCCAGUUGUGAGUCUCAGGACCUGGGGAACAACCUGGUUCCUUUUGGAUUUGUUCAUGCGUCGUACGAGUGCACGCCUGAGGUCCGCUGGCUACUACGACACACAUAAGGAAUAUGAUGCGCUGCGUCAGUCAAAUAUAUACAACUGCGAGAACCCUGUCAAGCUUUUCAAGAAGAGGAGUGCUGCUGAAACAAUCAGCUUCAUGCCAACCAUCCCUGCAAGGUACUUGAUGUCUGAGGGCCUGUCCAGCAGGCUGCCCAUUGAAAAUAAAACCAGUACUACCAGCAGUACCCGGACUACCUACACCUACAGAGUUACCAACGGUCCCAGCAAAAAGGAUUCAGUUCAUGGAUACAUGAGAGCAAUUAGCAGUGCCUUUUCGAUGACAUCACUCUCAUGGACGGGGGCCGAAGCUAAUUCGAGGAUGAUGCACGUGGGAGAUUUAGUCAGCAGUCGCAUGAAGAAGACAUGUGGUCUGCUUUUACUUCUCCUCGUCAUAUCACUUUGUGUUUGGUUACUCUUUCCUGUGAUGACCCAUUUCAAGGAUUUAAAACUGCUCAAGUUUCUACCUCAUCAACCCAGCACCCAUCUUGAUGCUGCUGAGGAGAACAAGAAGCUGAUGAAUCUAGAGAUGCAGGACUUGAUCGGGCUGAUAUCCAGCCUUCGUGACAGGAUCAAAGUGCUGGAGAUGAAGAAUGCAGAGGGGGUCAAACCACCGGCUCCUUUAGCUACCAACGGUCAACUAACCCCAGCAAUCCAACAGGCAAUGGAGAAGUGGCUCAGUAACCACAUCAAGGAGCAGGCCGUAUUCAUUCCUGAUGACAAAGGAUUUGGGCAUUCGAUAGCUGACAACAUGGCUGACUUUGCCCUCGAGGUUCAAGGUGCCAGGGUGAUCACUUCUAGGUGUUCAGAGACCUAUCAUGGUAGUAUGGCGUUUGUGACCCUGUUUGGCUUCAAGAUUUGGAGUUUCACUGUGGACCCGCGGACCGCUAUUCAGGGUAUGGCACCACUGCUCCCAGGGAGGUGUUGGUCUUUCCCUGGUGCCCAGGGAACUCUUGCCAUCACUCUCUCUAAUCCUGUUAAGAUUACACACGUGACAGUGGACCACAUAGCCCGCUACAUCUCACCCAGUGGCAGCAUCAAGUCCGCGCCCAAAGAAUUUGAACUCUAUGGAAUGAGAGACAUCUCAGGGAAGAGAAGUCUUCUUGGAACGUUCACCUACGAUCAGAGUGGCGAGUCCACGCAGACAUUUCAGCUGCCUAACCCAACUGACGACAUAUAUCGUGGUGUGGAAAUGCAUGUCCUCAGUAACUGGGGACAAGCGGAAUAUACUUGUCUUUACCGCUUCCGUGUGCAUGGGAAGAUCGCCUCCACUUGAAUUUGAAAAUAAACUGUCUC
Messenger RNA from Pleuronectes platessa (European plaice), 1691 nucleotides. RefSeq names its product SUN domain-containing protein 2. Bases 175 to 1671 code for a protein of 498 amino acids. Lineage: Eukaryota; Metazoa; Chordata; Actinopteri; Pleuronectiformes; Pleuronectidae. Gene Ontology annotation, cellular component: meiotic nuclear membrane microtubule tethering complex; nuclear envelope. The record is from RefSeq and is a predicted model, not a curated record. Gene Ontology annotation, molecular function: protein-membrane adaptor activity. Gene Ontology annotation, biological process: nuclear envelope organization. The transcript is spliced from 15 exons.